Molecule: messenger RNA, 2820 nt
Organism: Malurus melanocephalus (red-backed fairy wren)
Lineage: Eukaryota; Metazoa; Chordata; Aves; Passeriformes; Maluridae
Gene: GFRAL
Product: GDNF family receptor alpha like
Exons: 10
Coding region: 1-1680 (559 amino acids)
Biological process (GO): nervous system development
Cellular component (GO): external side of plasma membrane; signaling receptor complex
Molecular function (GO): signaling receptor activity
Source: RefSeq, a predicted model, not a curated record
AUGGCCGCGCUCCUGGGCAGCGUGUUGUUCAUUUACUUCACAUGUAUAUCAACUGUCCAGACUACUGACUGUCUGCAUUUGAGGGAGCAAUGCAUAAAUGCUGCAAAUGGAUGUGAGAGUGUCUGGAAUGUGGUUGAAGAUGCCUGCAAUAUUUCAGUUCUAGAUAAUAAAUGCAAGGCAGAAGACACUGUUGGAUGUAAUAGAAUAAUCCAGGUCCUGGCUGACAAAUACCCAGAAUUUAGAAACUGUGUCUGCACUACAGACGAUAUCUGUAGCAUCACAACUUUGCUUGGGAAACAGUGCAGCAUUGAUAAAGAGUAUUUGGAACCUUUCUCAAGGUCAGGCGCUGAACUGAGUAUUAGGCAGCAMAGAAACUCCAAAGACCGAAGGAGCUCUGGAGAAUUAGAGCCCGACUGCAGCCUUGCGAAGCAGCGCUGCCGAGAGGAGCCGCGCUGCUCUGCCGCCUACAGGAGCUUCCAGCGGGCGUGCCMGGCAGCAAACUGCAGGUUCCCCGUGCCUGGAGAGUGUUUGUUAGCCUGGAAAGAACUGAGGAAAACAGCCCUGGGGCAGUGCACGUGCUCAGAGCCCCUGCAGAUGAAGUGCAUUAAAAUAUGGAAGGGGAUAUUUAACAACCCCUGUUUGCAAUACUCUCUGGAGAGCCAAGCCUCAGCAGCUAGUGAAAAUGAUGACGACCAUGAUGACUAUAAUGGUGAUGUUGAUGGUGAGAAAAAUGUGGCCAUUGACACAGAUUUGUGCUAUUCCAGCAAUAAUAUUAACACAGAAACAAAAUUACAGUGGGGUUUUUCUACUCUCUUCAAACAAGGGUACACAGCAAACAGGAGCUGUUUGGAUGUGAACAGGGAGUGUGUUGAAGAUGAAGUAUGUAACAAACAGUUGUCYCUGUACCUUAAAGUUUGCUCAGUAAAUAAGAAGUGCAACAUGGAAGAAUGUCAAGCAGCCAUAAGGUUUUUCUAUCGAAACAUGCCUUCUGAAGUUGCCCAAAUGAUGAUAUUUUGUGAUUGCAUCCAGCACGAUGAGUCUUGCUACAGAGCCAAAGAACUUCUCCAUGGCAAGCCCUGUGCAGUUACUGUAGUUUCACCCCCAUCAUGUCUGAAUGUAAUCCACAUGUGUGAAGAGAAUGAAUUGUGCAGGAAAAAAUACACAACUUUUCGGUCAAAGUGUUGGAGACACGUGACAARAAAAUGUUACAAUGAUGAAGGUUGUCUUGAAACUUUAAUCAAGGAUGACAUUCCCUGCUCUGCCAACGCCGAUUGCAAAGCAGCGUACAUCAGCAACUGGGGCACGGUGCUGCACACGGAGUGCACCUGCCACGAUUUGCCUCCCCUGGAGCAGCCCUUGUGUGAGCUCUUCCAUCACAUACUACACAGCAAAUCCUGCUUCAGUGACUUACGUCAAAUUUCUCUUCAGAAGAAGGGUUUUUACUGGAUGAAUACAAAAAUGCCAGGAGAAARGGUUUCUGGACCACAGCUCCAUUCUUCUGCGAUUAAUGGUGAAACUGUCUACAUUAUUGCUUACUCCUCCUGCAUAGCUCUCAUCCUAGGAAUAGUCCUGUUGACUCUCCUAAAGAUCAGAGCCUGCAGAACAAAAUAUGAGUCAAGAAGUCCCUCGCAAGACCAUUCUUCUGAAACAAUUAUGGCCCAUUAUAAAAGUCACAGAUGAACUACUCUGCUGCUUAUGCUUUUYAAGGCUAUUCCUGAAAGCUAGCCUGUUGUACAUAUGCGAUAAUAAAAUAUAUAUUAGAAAAACUACUAUAAAUUAUGGAAUUUUGUAGUUAUGCAUACAAAGUAUUUUUAUAUUUAUUAGCUCAUUUUAAACCUCACAAGCUGAAAAAAAGGGGGRAAAAAGGCAAAAACAUGCUUUCUCUUAUUUGUGUAGAUUCCCAGUUCUGUCCUGAGCUGCACAUUUCCUAUAUUUUUAGAUGCACAUGGCACUGGUAUCAAUGCUACAUCAACAGUGGCAAUCUUUGAAGCCCACCCUUCUGAUCUCAACUCAUCUGGAAGAAAUUAAAAAAAAAAAAUCCACUCAGAAAGAUUUUAGAGACCUGAUAAAGAGCACAGAUGUGACGGUUUUGUCCACCAGGCUCCCAGGUACCCAGUAUUCAAUGCAGUCUUUGUCAGGCAGCAGUCACAGAUAAGCUGCCCGUAGUUUGAUGGUGGAGCACGUGUAGGCUAGGAGGAGAUCAGGAUUACUACUCCUUUCAGAACUAAAAUGACUAUCUGGAAUAAUGUUUUGACUCCAAAAUAUUGUUGCUGAAACUGUGUUUAAUUUCUCCUCCAAUAUGCUCCUGAAAGAAAGGAGUGAGGUUUGCCACUUGAAUACAAUAACUUUAGAAAGCAUUUUUUGGUCUGAAUGCCCAGUGGAGAAAGACACUUGCUGGGGCCUGGAGUGCUUGAUUCUCAAGAAACGAUGACCCAUCUCAUCCCCUGUAUUUCCUAUUCAUUGUCUCUAGGCAAGACCCAAAAUGCCCAUUUGUCCCCUUGCACUGUGCUGGGAGUCAUGGUCCCUAAACACCAUUCUGGAUCCCACUCUGUGGCUGUGAGCUCUGGAUUUCUCUCUGUAGCUCAGUUGUUUUGGUAGAUUUCAGCUUGUAUUUACUGCCAGUGAGUUGUCUUUGUUAAAUCUUUGUAAMAGCCAGUUCUAGUGAGCACGGGAUAAUGGACUGCCAUUUCCUAUUCAGCUGUUACCAUGAAUAAAACAUAUAUUGUCUUGUUAUAAUAGCAUCUGAUUAAUUAACUUUAUUUUGAAUGGGAUUAAUUUCAAUUUUGUUUGAAAUCUCACUGAAUGCAACUCAGCUCCAGU